GCCGUCUGUAUAUUCUACCUAGUUCUUCGUGCCCUGGAUACUGUAGAGGAUGACAUGACCAUCAGCUUAGAUGUAAAGGUCCCAAUGCUGCACGAAUUUCACUCCUAUCUCUAUCAACCAGAGUGGAAAUACAUGGAGAGCAAGGAGAAGGACCGGCAGGUGCUCGAGGACUUCCCAACGAUCUCCAUGGAGUUCAGGAACCUGUCAAAGGUCUACCAGGACGUGAUUUCAGACAUCUGCCACAAGAUGGGCGUCGGGAUGGCGGAGUUCUUGGAGAAGAAGGUGGACUCUCAGCAUGAGUGGGAUAAGUAUUGUCACUAUGUUGCUGGGCUGGUGGGGAUCGGCCUUUCCCGUCUCUUCUCUGCAUCAGAGCUAGAAGAUCCUAUUGUUGGGCAAGACACGGAGCUGGCGAACUCCAUGGGCCUCUUCCUGCAGAAAACCAACAUCAUCCGUGAUUAUUUGGAGGACCAGCUGGAGGGAAGGGAGUUCUGGCCCAGAGAGGUUUGGAGCAGAUACGCAAAGAAGCUCUCGGAUCUUGCCAAACCAGAGAACAUCGAUAUGGCUGUCCAGUGUCUGAAUGAGCUCAUCACCAACGCCCUCCACCAUGUCCCUGAUGUCCUCACAUACUUAUCCCGCCUGAAAAACCAAAGUGUCUUCAACUUCUGCGCUAUUCCCCAGGUGAUGGCUAUUGCCACGUUGGCUGCCUGCUAUAACAACAAGCAGGUAUUCAGGGGUGUUGUGAAGAUCCGGAAGGGACAAGCCGUCACUCUAAUGAUGGAUGCCACAAACAUACAAGCUGUCAAAGCCAUCAUGUACCAGUAUGUGGAAGAGAUCUACCAGAAGAUCCCAAGCACAGACCCAUCAUCCAACAAGACGCAGCAGGUCAUCUCCUCCAUCCGCGCCAUGAGCUUGCCUGGCGGCUCCAUGGCAUCACGCCACCACUACUCCCCCAUCUACCUGUCGUGCGCGAUGCUCCUGGCCGCCCUGAGCUGGCAGUACCUGAGCACCAUCUCCAAGGCCACUGAGGAGUACGUCCAGGCGGGCGAGAACUGAUGGGCAGCAGGCGGGCGGGGGGAGAGAUGGUCGACGGAUGGGCAGAGGAGGCAGGAGGCUCCUUGUCCCCUG
This is a messenger RNA of Nipponia nippon (crested ibis), 1125 nucleotides long. NCBI's taxonomy places the organism in Eukaryota, Metazoa, Chordata, Aves, Pelecaniformes, Threskiornithidae. The record is from RefSeq and is a predicted model, not a curated record.